AUGCCGCGCCAGCAUCUCAGCCCUACCUUUGUCCCACGCUCCCCCUAUUCUCCUCCGCUCAAGAUCUGGUCGUCUCCGGGCUGGGAGCGCGGGUUUGCACUCCUCCGCCAUCCCGCCCGCGCGUCCCCAGCCUCGACGCGGACGACAGACUAUCCGACGAGCGAGAGCACGCUAUGCGCAUCGCAGCGGCAACUCAGCGAGAUACUCGAACUGGAGGCCUCGCUGAAGACGGUCAGCCCGCCCAAGAUCCCCGCUCUCGCUUCCCCCAUAGAGCUCAAGGCUGGUGCCCGUAGCAGCUGCGCCCACGUCUUUGACUACUCCCCCUUGUUGCAUACCUAUUUCGCCAGUCAUUCCCCGCUAUCCGCUACGAUGCUCACUUCACGCUCUGCCUCACUUCAUUUGUCUGAUGUCCCCGACAUGGCACCCACAGAGUCCCUGAACUCGAUCAGGCGUCUAUCCCAAUCUCGCACUAGUCGCGAUCACGAGGCUGCGAAAUGCAACGUGCACAUCGACGCGUCGACGGUUGACCGCGAUACGGGUCGCGGGCACGGUGGACGACGUGGGUCAGCCAACGAACUCAUCUUUCCGCCCAGUCAAUACUCUGCCCGUCUUCGCAAGCUCGCACCGCCGCCGCUUCAGCUCUCCCCUGUCCAACACCCAGUCAUCCAACGGCGGCGUUCGUUCGUGCGCGAUAACGAGUUAUUAUCCGCGCCCCUCGUUGACAUUCCUCUCGUGUCCGCUGUCCGCCCCACACCGCUUCGCGCUCCGAGCGGCGCCCUUCGCUCGGCGGUAACCGCGAUCGACAUCCCCGAAGACUUGAGCACGUCCUUCUCGAGCUUCGAGAUCCUGCAAUGGCGCAGACGCGUCUCUCGUGUCUUUGACUCUCCCAUGGCGCUCUUCACGCCCGAGCCAAGAAGCGACUCGCCGGCUGUUGGGACUAUCGACACGCCGCCUGCUGCGCUUGUGUUUCCCGCAUCAGUGGCCCUAGCGGAAUCGAGUCCUCAUACCUCGUCGUCGGUAGAGUCGCACUACACGCGUUUCGACGAGCCGCCGGUGGACCCGAUGUCUACUGCCACGUCGGUCGCACAUACGCCUCCACCUCCGGGUCGCACCCGUCUCAUCUCGCUGCCUCCGAUACCCUACGCGUGCUCGUCAGGGGAGGGCGAGGCAGUCCUGUCUCCUCUCAUCCCUGACCUUCGUACUGCACUCUCUGUCCCUGGUUUGAUCAUGCGAGCUGAGCGGUGUGCGGAGGCCGUCGGAGACGCUGCCAUGUUGUUCUCAGUGUUAUGCUCGUGCAGCCUGCUCAAAGAGCCGGAGACGAUCUUCGACCUCUGCAAGUCCCUCCAGCAGACCUUCCACGCAGUCCAGCAGGAGCUCGACGACACGCCCGACGUCAAAAGCACCGAGGAAACUACAGAGAUGCAGGCGUGGUUUCAGAAGCACUGGCAGCACAUCUCGUCUCUCGAGCGGAACCUGAACAUCUUCUACCUCUUCGCUGACGAGCUCCGUGCCCGCCCUCCACGGAUCCACCGCCUCGCCGGGCACAUCGACAAGCUGCACGCCUUCCGCGCCAAGUUCGCGGACGUUGCCCGGCGGCUCGCUGUCUCGCACCAGAAGCUGCACCUCGUCGGUCUGCGCACGCAAUUCCUCAAGGAACACCGCGCCGCUCGGGUUCAGGCCGAGUCCGAGCGCAGGCGACGAGGCGAUUUCCGCGCGAUGUGGACGGAGGGUCGCGCCCGACGCGAGACGUUGAAGGACGAGAUUCGGCACUCGAGGGCGCGGACGCAGCAUGUUCGCCAUGCGUGGAUGGCCGAUCAUGGUUUGUGA
Messenger RNA from Fomitopsis serialis, 1827 nucleotides. RefSeq lists its product as uncharacterized. Bases 1 to 1827 code for a protein of 608 amino acids. The transcript has 3 exons. The record is from RefSeq and is a predicted model, not a curated record. NCBI's taxonomy places the organism in Eukaryota, Fungi, Basidiomycota, Agaricomycetes, Polyporales, Fomitopsidaceae.